This is a messenger RNA of Daucus carota subsp. sativus, 1087 nucleotides long. Its product is annotated as large ribosomal subunit protein uL11c. Gene Ontology annotation, cellular component: ribosome; mitochondrial large ribosomal subunit. The coding region runs from base 89 to 778 and encodes 229 amino acids. The transcript has 4 exons. NCBI's taxonomy places the organism in Eukaryota, Viridiplantae, Streptophyta, Magnoliopsida, Apiales, Apiaceae. Gene Ontology annotation, molecular function: structural constituent of ribosome; large ribosomal subunit rRNA binding. Gene Ontology annotation, biological process: translation. The record is from RefSeq and is a predicted model, not a curated record.
UCAAGAACCCUCUCAUACUUGAGAGCUGAGAAGCACAUAUACACACAAACUCGCGCAUAAACUGUCAUAUUAUCCACAACCAAGAACCAUGGCUUCCACACUAUCCUCAACUAUCUAUCAUCUUCCUCUUACAACUUGCUCAAACAAGAACACCAAAAACAAUGCUCUCUCAUCUUCACUCUUUUGCAACUCCUCACCCUUGUCUUCAAAUUCAAACAUAACCCCCAAGUUUCUAAGGGCUAAGCAUGUUAUUAGCCCUGCAACAACGAUCUCUAGACCAUUUACUAUUAGAGCCAUGGCUCCCCCUAAGCCUGGUGGCAAAGCCAAGAAAGUGACGGGAAUGAUAAAGCUAGCACUGGAGGCUGGGAAAGCUACUCCUGCUCCUCCAGUCGGGCCAGCACUUGGUUCUAAAGGUGUUAACAUCAUGGCAUUCUGUAAAGAUUACAAUGCUAGGACUGCUGACAAAGCUGGCUAUAUCAUUCCUGUUGAAAUUACGGUUUACGAUGACAGAAGUUUUACUUUCAUCUUGAAAACUCCACCUGCUUCAGUACUUCUGCUUAAAGCUGCAGGAGCGGAGAAAGGCUCAAAAGACCCAAAACUAGAGAAAGUCGGGAAAGUCACAGUUGAGCAGUUGCGCACCAUUGCAAUUGAGAAAUUGCCAGACUUGAAUUGUUCAAGCAUAGAAUCUGCAAUGAGAAUUAUAGCCGGGACUGCCGCUAACAUGGGCAUUGAUGUCGAUCCUCCCAUUCUUACCCCCAAGAUCAAGGAACUUGUGUAGCCUCGCUUGUUUCCCUCCUCUCGUCCCCCCACCCAACAAUAGCACAUUAUCAUUUUCUUUUGUAUGUCCCCUACUUCAGUCUUAGCAUAGGUCAUUCAUCUUCUUCUAGCUUCAUUAUAAGUUAGAUAUGCAUCAAAGUGAGUGAUGUGGAGAAUGUUGAGCCCUGAUUGAUUUUUAGAAGUCCAGUUGAUGUUGAUAUAUGCUAUCGAAUUCACAUGGCUGUCAAUCUGUUUUGUGGUCACUGAGAUGUAAAAGUGGAUGCAUAUAUACAAUUAUUGUAAAAAACCAACACAAAUAAUUCAGCCAUCA